ACCACUACCAUGAUCUUCUGCUUUUUUUUUUCUCUCCACAUAAAUGCAACAUCCUCCAACUUCAAUUUCUUCCUAGUGAUCUCCACAUUCACCUUUGUUUUUGUUUUUUGGUUUUCUAACCAAAGGAAGAAAAUACAAGGGUUCUCCAUUGACACCAUCAGCGCUGAGGAAUAUAAACAUGUUUCAUGGUUUAAUAUUUACAUAAAGGUUCAUCUAGAGUGCUGGGAAGGUUUGGUACUUUUUGGGCGCCAGAUUUUGGGAUUGGGUAAACAGGAUAUAGCAUCAGGUCUCGAUGGCUGUGUGUGACUUCACUGCUUUCUUAACACUCCUGUGCAUCACUACUGAAGCUUACACAGUCUGAACUGUUGGGAAAGGACACCACAAUGUCCGAUACAAAUAAAUUAUUUCUGUUGAACUUCUCUGAGUUUUAUGAAGAGGAAUUAAACUACACGGACAUCCUGAACAGCACCUUCAUGGUGGAUGAGACGACCAUAGCAUGCAAGGCUUUCAGCCUACCACUCGUUUACAACAUUGCCGUGUGCAUUUUAUACGUGCACAUCUUCCUCCUUGCCGUCCCUGGCAACAUAACUGUUGGGCUGGUGAUCAUCUCCAACCUGCGUUUUCUUUCUCCAUCCGACAUCUACCUGUUCCACCUGGUGAUCGCCGACACACUGAUGGCCCUCACCCUCCCCUUCUCCUCCAUCGACAUCCUCACCGGAUGGAUAUUUGGUGGCGCCAUGUGCAAGCUGGUCAACUUAGUUAGAGAAGCCAACUUCUACACCAGCAUCCUCUUUUUGGUCUGCAUCAGUGUGGAUCGCUACAUGGUCAUUGUGCGAGCGAUGGAGGCCCGGAAGGUCCAAAGGAUCAUGUGUAGCUGGGUUGUAUGCAUCGUGGUCUGGAUUUUGGGUGUCCUACUUUCCCUCCCUGCCUUGUACAAUCAAGUCCAUUCCAUCGAUGACAGUGGCUUUCAGAUUUGUGCUGAACGUUUCGAAAUAGACAAAGCAGAUGAAUGGAGGCUAGCGACUCGUGUAAUGAAACACCUUCUUGGCUUUCUGAUACCUCUGUGUGUCAUGCUGACGUGCUACAGUGUGACGGUGGCCAGGCUGCUGCGUACGAGAGGUUUUCAGCGCCAGAGAGCCAUGAAAGUGAUUGCAGCUGUGAUGGCGGUGUUCUUAUUGUGUUGGACACCCUUCAACUUGGCCACCAUGGUCGAUACGCUUCUGAGAGCCAAUCUGGUGGAAAAUGGCUGCGCAGCUCAACAUGCAGUAAACUUGGCCAUGUUUAUCACACAGAGCCUAGCGCUGGUCCACUGCUGUGUCAACCCGGUGCUGUACGGCUUCGUGGGAGAGAAGUUCAGGAUGAGGUUCUUCCACAUGAUCAAGACAUGCUCGGCUCAAAAGCCGUUUGAGCGUGGCACGCCUUCGAGGUCCACCAGGUCCACCUCGCAGACUUCAGAGGGUGUGUCCCGCUUCCUCUGAGUAACAGCGCUUACAAAAUCACUGUCAACAUUUUUAAAAUAUGUAUCAGGAAAGGGAUGCCAAUGUAUGUGCAAUAGUGUAUAUAUAUAAUAGCAGUGCCUCGUGACCAUAGACUUUGGUGGAGCAGGACGACAUCAAUAAUAACAUAGCCUCAAACAAAGUGGAGAGGCUGUUGCACUUGACUUAUGCUAAAGGCUACUAUAAUUUUCAGAGUCACCACAUAAUGCACAGUUGAGAGUCGACAACAUAGCCAUACAACAAACAGUCUAGCAGCUUUGUUAUAAGAAGUUUUAUUGUCUUCACACCUUUUUGGUGCACAUGCAUUUCCGAUGUACAGACAUUAUCCACUCCAUAAUCCCGCUCACCCUCUCCCAAGCUUUACAACACAUUUUACAAUAGAAAUGGUUCUGAAUAUCGUAGACACAUUGUCUGCACUUACAUUGUGCCUUUGUUUGUAAAAAUGUAUUAGAGUUGAUUGUGAUUAUCUGCUAUAAAACAAAAUCUUGGUGAACAAGGAUGUUUAAGAUAGACCAAUCUGGCAACCAUGUCAUUAACUGUUCUGUCUUCUGCUCCACCUCCGAUCACGAGGCAGCGUGAUUCCUGACCCAAUGGGUCUGGGUUAGCAUUUGUUGCAGUUCCCAUUUUGACCACUAAUUGUUUGCAAUAAUAACUCUAUGGAGAUACAGUGUCCUCCAUUAAUAUUGGCACCCUUGGUAAAUAUGAGCGAAGAAUGGUGUGAAAAUCUCUUUAUUGUUUAACGUUUUAUUCUUUUGUUCAAAAGAUUCACAAAAAUACUCUGCUCUCAUGGAUAGCAAACAAUUGCAAACAAACCACAGGUUUAUUCCAAAAGAAACCCCACUAUUUGUUAAAUAUAGGUGUGCAACAAUUAUUGGCACCCUUUUAGUCAAUACUUUGCGCUAUGUCCCUUUGCGAAGAUAACAGCUCUGAGUCUCCUAUAACACCUGAUGAGGUUGGAGGAUACAUGGCGAGGGAUCUGAGAGCGUUCCUCCAUACAGAACCUCUCCAGAUCCUUCACAUUUCGAGGUCCACGCUGGUGGACUCUCCUCUUCAGUUCACCCCACAGGUUUUCUAUGGGGUUCAGGUCAGGGGACUGGGAUGGUCAUGGCAGGACCUUGAGUUUGUGGGCAGUAAACCAUUUUUGUGUUGAUUUUGAGGUAUGAGUCUUCUUUGCUCAUAUUUACCAAGGGUGCCAAUAUUAGCUGAGUGCUCUGCCCUGCGAUCGCACAACAUCUAGAAAGGUGAGCAAAAACAUCAGCUUAAAUCUGUAAAAUAACUUUUUAAAGAGUAUUGAUCACUCAAAGGAGAUCAUUAGUAUUGGAACAGAAUUUUAAACGUAUGGACUUUAUGAAGAUGAAAUUUUGUUGAAUGGCUGAUAUACACCGCUUACACACAGCUGAAAUAAACUUCAGUAGAGUUUAAUCCUAGAUUAUUAUUUGAUUGGUCUAAAAUAUUUAUAUAUUAACCUACAGAGAUGAUGCAUGAGGGUAAGAAAAACUUUCUUCAAUUGAUUUUUUUGUAUUUUAAAUUGUAAGCAUUUUAUGGAAGUAAAAAAAAAAAAAAAAGUCUGUUUUUUUCCCUUUCAUUUUAUCUCCUGUUUCAAUUUCUGGAGUCUACUACUGUAUAUCUAAACUGGCCUCGGUGUAUUUCUCAGACUCAGAUGAAUGGAAAAGGAGGGGGGAAGAUGACGACUAGUGUGUGAGGACAUACACUAAAUAAAAAGUGAUGCACUCAGGUGGAUUUUAGAAGCGGUGAUGGCACAGAUUUAUUUUGUGGCACCAUCUACCGACAACCAAUCUCGUCCUAUGGAAAACAUUGCCCCAAAAUACCUUCUUUGGUUUUUGACUGUUCUACUGAAAAUGAUUAAAAGAACAUGUGGAAAUUACAGCGUAGAAACAACAUCAGAUCUAGCCUUUUCUCCUACAGUAAACCUCCUGUACUUCAUCAAUAUCCCUAAACUCAGAAUGUAGCAAGCUGGCUAGUAGCUUUAAAAAAAAAAAAAACCCCACAUGAUCCUAAUAGGAUCAUUUGGUUUAUUUGAUGUCUGAGGCACUUAAGUAUGAUAUAGCAACAAUAAUGACUACAACUUUUUUUUAUUUUUAUGAACAUCAUUAUAGCUCAAAUAUGGUACAACCAUGUUAUUAUAGUAAACAAUACCAGUUUACAGGUACACUGUUGUUGUUAAUUGUGCUUGAAACGUAGUUAGUCAUGUUAUGUUAUGUUACAUAUUAUGUUAUGUUACACCACAUAAAAAAGACAUUGUGAAUAAGCUAACAAUAAAUUCAAACGUAUGCAUGAAUGCAGGUUUGAGCACUCAGGUUUGCAGUGUUAACAUAGACAUACUGUAGUGUUGCCUAACCCUACGCCUAGUGGGUUACUGGCUUUUGUAUUAUUAUUAUUUCCCUCCAGUUUAGAUGCUUUUAGUCAUCAUUUAUAGAUCUUACUGUGACUGAUUAUUUUCUCUUACAGUACAAUGUCAAGUGGUACACAUGAGAUGUAUUAUUAUAUUAUCGCUCUAGUCCUGUUUAAGAAUAACAUGUGAAAGGUGGAGAUGUUAGCCACACUACUUUGUCGACCCACCGAACAAGUUCACAUCUGUUCAGAAAACAAAACCUUAGCAGAAAGCGAAGACAACUUCAGCUUUGGUCCAAAAUAAAAUAUCUUUAUGAUAAUGCUACUGAAACUGGUUAAAAUAACAUGUUAGGAAUGGAGGAAAUGACAUCUUAGCUUAAUAAAAGCAGAGCUAUCCUUAUUUUUCUUUAUUAUUCUUCACCGGCUGUGAUAUCCCUCAGGAGGACGAAGUCGGCUUCUCAUUCACAGCUUCUCGUUGGAGUUCCACUUGAAAUGAUUGCAGAUGCAACAUUGAGCCUGUAGAGGACGCUCAUUAUUCACUUCAGAACCAUGUGCUGUAUUUAAACCAGCACUGAAACAGCCAGUUCUAGCACUUGCACAAACUGAUUUGUCUUUGUUGUUGGUACGAAAUUGAUUUUUUUAAACCCUUUGCCAUAUUAUAUUGCCCAAGAUGUCUAAUUUCUCUGUAUGAACUGUUUAACGUGUUAAAACGUCUUGGGCCGCCAGCGUCUCAGCACAUCCUGAAAUAAAUGGGCUUUGUACAGUAGAAGAAUCUGGAUCCAGCUUGGCACAAAGUCUUCUUCGCCCUUAAAAUUGGCCAUGUUGACCAUGUUUUCAGAGAACUUUUGAAGGAGUUAAAACCUUUUGGGCUACUAAAAACAUAUCCUUAAAUAGAUGAAUGUGGAUCCAGCCUGACUCAAACGCUUCUGUAUGCUUAAAGGAUCAUAUUCUUUUGUGUAAAAUGUCUACUUUCCCUGUAUGAGUCAGCGUUCUGAGCACUGAUUAAAAGGUUAAACGUCUCGAGCCGCCAAAAUCACAACACAUUUCGAGAGAAGUGGACUUCCUAAAACAGAACAAUUUGGAACCAGACUUCUUCACUCUCAAACAUAUCCUAAUGUAUUUCAUAAAAAUGGCAAAUUUUCAAUAAAGAAAAAAAGAUGCUGCGGUAUAUAUUUUAUGGUGGCUUAGUGAUUAGCACGCUUGCCUCGUACGUCCAGGGCUCCCCGCGACUCUGUGUAGGAUAAAAAUAUGAAUAUGAAUGGAUGGAUGGAUGUACUUCACUAAUUACAGGUUUGAAUUAA
Molecule: messenger RNA, 5149 nt
Organism: Ictalurus punctatus (channel catfish)
Lineage: Eukaryota; Metazoa; Chordata; Actinopteri; Siluriformes; Ictaluridae
Gene: cxcr1
Product: C-X-C chemokine receptor type 1
Exons: 2
Coding region: 384-1478 (364 amino acids)
Biological process (GO): neutrophil chemotaxis; G protein-coupled receptor signaling pathway; immune response
Cellular component (GO): membrane
Molecular function (GO): C-X-C chemokine receptor activity
Source: RefSeq, a predicted model, not a curated record